Lasiosphaeria miniovina is the source of this 2880-nucleotide messenger RNA. RefSeq lists its product as uncharacterized. NCBI's taxonomy places the organism in Eukaryota, Fungi, Ascomycota, Sordariomycetes, Sordariales, Lasiosphaeriaceae. The record is from RefSeq and is a predicted model, not a curated record. The transcript has a single exon. Bases 1 to 2880 code for a protein of 959 amino acids.
AUGGAUCCCUGGGACCCCUCCCAUGCCAACGCCGACACCAUCGCCGUCGACAACAAUGACGGCAAUACCACUGCCCCCACGACGGACUGGGACUCCGGCGAUAGCGAGGGGGUUGACUAUGUUUACAAGGCCAGGAGGAGGAGCUUUGAAAAAGGCUCUGCCAAGGCCAUCAAGAGCAGCCCCCCGGGACGGCAGAGAUCACCGCGAGGCCGAGCCAAGGUCCUCGCAAAGGGCAUCGCCAUCCGCUGCACAUGCGGAGCGGCUGAGGCGGCGGCGGCGGCGGCGGCGGCUCGUCGGGCGGCCGGCCACGGUGGUGGCUACCACAGCAACAACGAGUCGACCGCUUUCGAGGAUGAUGACACUGAUGUCGAGGAGAAUCACACGGAGCAUGCGUGCUACGGUGCUGCCGCCGCAGACGCCGCCAAACAAGGUCAUGGUCGCCGACUCUCUGCGCACCGCCGAGGAGGCCGCCGCGGCAGCACAGAGGCGGAGCGCGAGGAUACGGGCGAGGAUGGCACUGGCAAGGACCGCGGCGUCGGAAACGGCGGGCGCGGUGAUGGUGGCGGCGGCGGGAAGAAGAUGACGUCGCCCAGCGGGAAGAAGCUGCCCAGCAAGAACAGGAAGCGGACCCCCUACAUCGAGGAAUACCCCGGCGAGCCGCGCCGGCCCGUGAUCCUCCUGAGAGAGCACAAGCUUCCCCGCAGGUUUUCCACCUCGGAUGCGAAGCGCGUGCGCGAUCUCGAGGAUGGCCCGGCCUCGGUGUCGGGGGGUUCGCGAGGGAGGUCCCCUCCGUCGUUCGCAGGGAAGCGUCUGCCACCGGCGUGGGCGGCGUCGUCUUCGCCGACCCACAAGUCACCAAAGCACCAGAUCCUAAUCAACGCCGCCAAGCACCGGUCCGACGUCGACGACAGCUCGCAGUCCGAGUCGGAGCGCGAGCCCACCACGCCACGCCACCGCCGCCGCCAGCAUCAGCAACACCCCGGCCACGUUGACGGCGGGGCUGGGCACACGUCGACGGCGGCUGGCACUGCCAUUCCCGUGCCGGCUUCCACCGUCGCCCGGAGCUCUGCCUGGACCAGCCACUACAGCCGCGAACAGCAAGAGCCGCAGUACUCGUCGUCGUGGCCGAUGCAGAGCGGAGCCCACUACCCACGAAACACCAGCCGCAAGAGACGCAGCAGACACUACGACCAGGGUGGUGACGACGUUGUCGGUGGCGGCGGCUACGAGAGCGAGGACGAGAGCGACGACCAGCUCUCAGCACGCCGCCGCGACCGCAACCACGGCACUCGCCACCCCCACCACCAACACCACUACGACAACCCCGACGAGGAGGACAGGGACACGGACACACUUGCUAACAGCACUGGCGUCGCUGAAAACGCACGCCAGGCUCGGCAACGGCCUCACGCAUCUCCUCCCCCGCCGCCGAUCCACAUCAAGGCGCCGCACCGGCGGCCGCGGCAGCACUCGCCGCUGCGGCCCGUGACGGUGGCCAGCCGGCGCAGCUUCGCCACUGGCGCCAGGGGCCGGUCGCCGACGGGCACCGAGUUCUGCGAGAUCUGGCGCGGCCGCCCCGAGGACUGGGAGUCGCCCUACAACUCGGACCUCGAGGUCGGCGGCGGCGGCGACGACGACGACCCGGGCCUGCUGCUGCUGGACGAAACGCCACGGCACCAGCCCGCCCUGCUGCCCCCGCCCGCCCUGCUGCCGCCCCCGCCCGCCCCGUCCACGCGCCGCUCGGCCUCGAGGACUACGCUGGGAAGGGGCGGGGCAAAGUCGCUGCUGUCCACGCGCCGGUCGUUCUCGCGGUCGCGGUCGCGCUCGCGAUCCCUCGCGCCAGCCCGCUCGAGGGGCCGCUCCAGCCGCCGAAGGAUCGUGGCAACGCCGGCGCCGGCGGUGGCGGCCGAGUAUGUCGACGCCAGCGGCAUGGAGCUCGGGCCGUUUCUGCUGCUCGACGGGCCGCCGUGCGCGUCGCCAUCGCCACUGCUGCCCGAGACGAGGAGCCGCUCGGUGCUCUCGCGCGGAUGGGGCCUCGAGCAGGACCCGGACCUUGACGGCGAGUGGGAGCGGCAGCGCAGGCUCGUGCGGCGGGAGCCGUCGCGCGGCAGCCCCCGCAACCUCGAGUCGGCGACUCCGCCGCUCGCCGCCUGGGAGCUGGAGAUCCUGCCGCCGCGGCGACGGCGCGAGGACGUCCGGCCGUCGCGCCGGUGGACCAUCGACAGCCACUACCCUGACGCUGGAAGCUACUACAACGUGGCUAACUUCGACUUUACCCACAACAACAACAACAGCUAUGACGGCGGCUACAAUCACCACAGAACCUUGAACAAUAUCAGCAAUAAUUACCCCCCCCACCACGACCAGUACAACGACAUACCCUUCAACUUCAACGCCAGCAACGCCAUCGCCCCCAUGCCCAUGUUUGCCGAGCCUGAGGUUAUCAUCACUGCCACAGCUCCCGUUCCUGCACCACCACCACCACCACCACCACUACCAGCAGCUCCGCCCCAACUAAACUUGCGCGGCGGCGGCGACGACGGUGGAAACAGCAACGGCACUGGCACCGGCAGCGCCUGGCGCCGCGGCGUGUCGCGCGGGCCCGUCUUCUUCGCGGCCCGCCGCACGCGCGAGUUCCUGUGCCCGCAGCCCAAGCGCGCCGCCCCGUCGGCGCGCUUCAACUUUGACGCCUGGGCUACCACGCGCAGCUCGCUGGCUCUGCCGCUGCUGUCUACUGUUGGUGGUAGUGGAGGUAGUGGAGGUAGUGGAGGUGGUGGAGGUGGUGGAGGUGGUGGGAGUGGUGUGGGAAGGCAGAGGGGUGGGCUGGCGGCCGCUUCGAGGUCCGCGCUGUCGCUUGCUGCUUCUGCUGCUUUUCUUUGA